This is a messenger RNA of Ipomoea triloba (trilobed morning glory), 859 nucleotides long. RefSeq lists its product as uncharacterized. Bases 80 to 580 code for a protein of 166 amino acids. NCBI's taxonomy places the organism in Eukaryota, Viridiplantae, Streptophyta, Magnoliopsida, Solanales, Convolvulaceae. The transcript has a single exon. The record is from RefSeq and is a predicted model, not a curated record.
AAAGGGAGGCUAAACAGUAAACACCACCCAAAAUAAUCAUCGCCGGAUCAAUGGCUGCAAAGAGAAACGCGAAUUACCGAUGUUAGCCUUCGCUGUGUCUUCAACCCCCAUCCCGCCGCCGCCGCCGCCGUCAUCGGCCACCAUUAAUCACCUAUCCACCACCAAUUUCCCCUCACACGGAUUCAAAUCCCGCCGGCUCUCACUCCUCAAAUCUCCGUCCCCUAAACUCAGCCCUAGAAGAAACCUCUUCGCAGUCUGCGCCGCGGAGAACGGCGACGGAGACGUCACGAGCGCGGACAACAAUGGAAAAGGAAAGCGGGAGAACGGUCUGAACAGCAACGGCAGCGGCGGAGGAAAGGGGAAUAAUGGGCGGCCGAAAUUGAAUUUGAGAUGGGUUGAUCUGUUGCUCGACCCGGAUCCGGAAAACAUCGUGGCCGUUGGAUUAACGGGCCUGCUGACGUGGGCGAGCGUGCAGAUCCUGCUGCAGCUCUUCGUUAUAUCGUUGGCGAUUUUGAUUGCCGCUCUCAAGUACUCCUUCAUAGCUGCCCUUCUCAUUUUCAUCCUCAUCACUCUUCUUUGAUCACAGAGAGAAUAAAAAGAAAAGAUGAUUUCUUGUGAUGGAAAUGUGCAGGUUUCUCAUGUUCAUAACUUGAAUGAUUAGUCAUGUGUUUACAAUUGUUGUUGAUUAUGAUUUCAGCCAUUGUUUUAGAUAAUGUUGUAUCAAGUUCUUAAUGAACACCAAAAAACCCAGUUAGCAGUGUCAUAAACACCCUUUAUGCUCCCUAUUGGUGUUAAUGUACUCCGUUAAUUGAUGUACACGCUCUUAGAGAAGGCGCUACAUUAUAAUCUUAGUCGAAAA